Babesia bigemina is the source of this 513-nucleotide messenger RNA. RefSeq lists its product as hypothetical. NCBI's taxonomy places the organism in Eukaryota, Apicomplexa, Aconoidasida, Piroplasmida, Babesiidae. The transcript has 2 exons. The record is from RefSeq and is a predicted model, not a curated record. Bases 1 to 513 code for a protein of 170 amino acids.
AUGCAAAAUUUGUUACUAAGAUUCCUGGAGCAAGAUGAGCUUAAGUAUCCGUGGUUGGUUAAAGAACUGCUGAAAAGAUUUAACACUCGUAUGGCCGAAGACCCCAAACAAUUUGCCAAGACCUUGGAACAGGCACGCAAAAGCGAUUAUAAGAACGUAGUGCGAAUCUAUCUCCGUGGUCGCAGCCACAUCACAAAGGAUCCGCGUAGAAUUGUGAAUGGCUGUGAGAAUUUUUUACAAAUAUCAAGAGCACUGAUAAAUAUACAUCUACGUACAGCUCAAAAGCAACAUGGGAUGAAUCAUGUUCGAAAUAUCCGGAAGGUUGCGCAAAAGUCCUUGUUGGAAUUGCGCCAAUGCUAUACGCAGGCCCACAUGCUAAAUUGCAAGGUACGUUUGGACGACAUAUUGAAGGUUGUUGGCUACAAAGGGUCGGAAUUCCGCGCCGAUAUGCGUGGUUCAGAUGUCCUCAAGGUGUUAAGCGGUGUGGAUGAGAGUUUAUUGUACAUAAUCUAG